CAUCGAUGCGCAACGUGCCCAACAACGCUUCCGGAGCAUCCGAAGUGGACUGUUCAACUGGCCCUGAGAUGUCAGUAGGCGGCCCAUUGAACGUUUUUGCCGUAACAUGAAUCCGCGUGGUUUGAUGUCAUUGCUACUACCACGUCACUCUUGCCAUUGAGUACAUUAGGAGAGCUCUUCUUAGGCCAGGUAGGAUGCUUGACAGUACCUACUAAACCAUUUCACUUGCCUCUCUACGAACUUUCUCUUCUCACGUACUUCCUUCCUCUCGUGUCCGCAAGUCCUUAUUGCAGAAACAUGGAGUACUAUCACGACACCUGGAAGCUGGGACUGCAGCCUGAAAGAAAGCUGAAGGUGAUCAUUGUUGGCGCUGGUAUCGCUGGCCUCUGCGCUGGAAUCGGCUUGAAGCAGUCCGGCCACGAUGUUACUAUCCUCGAGCAAGUGCGAGAGAUUGCUGAGGUUGGCGCUGGCAUCCAAAUGGCACCCAAUAAUAUGCGCAUACUGGGUCGUUUCGGCGUGCUCCCUGAAAUUGCCAAGCACUGCAAUUAUCUGAAGCGCAACUCUCUUCGGCGGUGGCAGAAUAAUGAAGAGCUAGGCACUGCGCCUCUCAUGCCCGCCAUCGCGGAGAAGUACGGUGCGCCGCUUGGUGUGAUCCACCGCGGUGACUUGCAGCGGACUUUGCUUGCAGAGGCGAAGAAGGCUGGCGUGGACAUCCAGACAGACCAUAAAGUCGUGCGUGCAGACCCCAAGUUCGAGGCGAGAGUCCAGCUCAAGAAUGGCGAGUGGGUUGAAGGAGACUUGAUAAUUGCCGCCGACGGCAUCAAGUCCGACAUCAGAAGGCAGAUUGCGGAGUACCACAAGCACGUCGACCACGCCAGCCCGACCGGUGACGCCGCAUACCGCAUUCUCAUUCCCAAGGAGAAGAUGCAGCAUGACGAGUAUGCCCUUGAGCUUCUGAACACGGACGUGGGCAUGCGGUGGAUGGGUCCCGGCGGGCACAUCAUGGCAUACCCGAUCAAGAACAAUCAAGUUUACAACAUGGUCUUGCUGCAUCCGGAGCGACCGCACGUCGAUCAUCAUGAAGGCGAGAGCUGGACUCGGAAAGGCGAUAAGCAGGAGAUGAUGGGCUUCUACAAGGAGUGGUGUCAGGAAGUCCGCAACUUGUUGUCCUACGUACCAGAAGGCGAGGUCAUGGAGUGGACGCUCAACUCGCAUAAGCCUCUACCGAGCUGGGUGGAAAACAAGGUGGUGUUGAUGGGUGAUGCGUGCCAUCCAAUGCUUCCCUACGUAGCCCAAGGCGCAGCCCAAGCAAUCGAAGACGCCGGCGUCCUGCAGGCCGUCCUCGCCAAAUCAUCAACCGACGUCCCGCUAGCACUCCAAGUCUACGAAGAAGUGCGCAAAGCGCGCGGUGAAGCGGUCCAGGGCUCUGCCGCCACAACACGCAGAGCGCUUCAUCUACCUGACGGACCGGAGCAGCAAGCGCGCGAUGACAAGAUCAGACAGGCUGCGAAGGGUGAGGGAGAAAACCCGGACCUGUGGGCGGACACCGUCUUUCAGGAGUUUAUGUGGGGCACGGAUGUGAUGCGUGAUACUAUUGUAAGGUGGCCGGAGUAUAAGGCGAGGGCGGAGGGCACGCAUUUGCAUGCUUUGGCUGCGGUGGCGUACACUUAGUUUCUCUGUUACUCGAUCGUAGGCUGUUCGAAACGCUUUGUAGAAGGGUUAUGACGCGCAA
Messenger RNA from Baudoinia panamericana UAMH 10762, 1732 nucleotides. RefSeq lists its product as uncharacterized. The transcript has 2 exons. Gene Ontology annotation, biological process: secondary metabolite biosynthetic process. The record is from RefSeq and is a predicted model, not a curated record. Gene Ontology annotation, molecular function: monooxygenase activity; FAD binding. Lineage: Eukaryota; Fungi; Ascomycota; Dothideomycetes; Mycosphaerellales; Teratosphaeriaceae. Bases 298 to 1671 code for a protein of 457 amino acids.